GGGCGAGUCGGGCGCGACAAGUUUCCUUGACUCCUCCUCCGCCGUGUCUCCCUCCCUCGCCAAGCCCAGCCUGUGAAAAGGAGUAACGCGCUCGCCAAUGCCUGCGCAGCGCUGACUGCACCGUCCCGCGCCGCCGCUGCCGCCGCCAGGAGCAGAGCCCGCCUGGCCGCGCACACAGUGCGCCCGCAGCCGCCCGCCGCCAGGUGCCCGGCCCCGCCGCCGCGAUGCCCUGCGCGCCCGGGCUGCGCGCGCUGUGGCUGUGCGCCGCGCUCUGCGCCUCCCCGUGCGCCCCCCAGCCCGGCCCGGCGCCGGCCGCCUGCCCGGCCCCCUGCCACUGCCAGGAGGACGGCGUCAUGCUGUCGGCCGACUGCUCGGAGCUCGGGCUCUCCGCCGUGCCCCGGGACCUGGCCCCCCUGACGGCUUACCUAGACCUGAGCAUGAACAACCUCGUGGAGCUGCAGCCCGGCCGCUUCCGCCACCUGCGCUUCCUGGAGGAGCUGCGUCUCUCGGGCAACCGUCUGUCGCGCAUCCCGGGAGGAGCGUUCUCCGGCCUGCACAGCCUGAAGAUCCUGAUGCUGCAGAACAACCAGCUGGGGCGCAUCCCGGCCGAGGCGCUGCGGCAGCUGCCGAGUCUGCAGUCUCUGCGCCUCGACGCCAACCUCAUCUCCCUGGUCCCAGAGAGGAGCUUCGAGGGGCUGUCCCGCCUCCGCCACCUGUGGCUGGACGACAACGCCCUCACCGAGGUCCCCGUCAGGGCCCUCAACAGCCUCCCUGCCCUGCAGGCCAUGACCCUGGCCCUCAACCGCAUCAGCCACGUCCCCGACGGCGCCUUCCGGAACCUCAGCAGCCUGGUGGUGCUGCACCUGCACAACAACCGCAUCCAGCACCUGGGGACCCACAGCUUCGAGGGGCUGCGCAGCCUGGAGACACUGGACCUGAACCACAACGAGCUGCGCCAGUUCCCCGUCGCCGUGCGCACGCUGGGCAGGCUGCAGGAGCUGGGCUUCCACAACAACAACAUCCGGGCCAUCCCGGAGAAGGCCUUCGUGGGGAACCCGCUGCUGCAGGCGAUCCACUUCUACGACAACCCGAUCCAGUCCGUGGGGAGGUCGGCGUUCCAGGACCUGCCGAAGCUGCACACGCUGUCCCUGAACGGAGCCACGGACCUCCAGGAGUUCCCGGACCUCAAAGGCACCACCAGCCUGGAGGCCCUGACCCUGACCCGCGCCGGCGUCCGGCUGCUCCCGCCCGGGAUGUGCCAGCAGCUGCCCAGGCUCCGCAUCCUGGAACUGUCUCAUAACCGCAUCGAGGAGCUGCCCAGCCUGCACAGGUGCCAGAAGCUGGAGGAGAUCGGCCUCCAGCACAACCGCAUCUGGGAGGUUGGAGCCGACACCUUCCGCCAGCUGAGCUCCCUGCGGGCCCUGGACCUGAGCUGGAACGCCAUCCGGUCCAUCCACCCAGAGGCCUUCUCGACCCUGCGCUCCCUGGUCAAGCUGGACCUGAGAGACAACCAGCUGACCGCACUGCCCCUGGCCGGGCUGGGGGGCCUGGUGCACCUCAAACUCAAAGGGAACCCAGCUCUGUCUCAGGCCUUCUCCAAGGACAGUUUCCCCAAACUGAGGGUCCUGGAGGCGCCACACGCCUACCAGUGCUGCGCCUACGGUGGCCUCUGCGCGGGCCUCUUUAAGGCCCCCGGGCCGCGGGAGGCGGACGGCGUCCACCCAGAGGAUGAGGAGGCUCCCAAGAGUCCCCUGGGACUUCUCGCGGGACAAGCCGAGAGCCACUAUGACCUGGACCUGGACGAGCUCCAGCUGGAGGCGGAGGACAGGAGGCCGCAGCCCAGCGUCCAGUGCAGCCCCGUUCCAGGCCCCUUCAAGCCCUGCGAGCACCUGUUUGAGAGCUGGGCCGUCCGCCUGGCCGUGUGGGCCGUCGCUGUGCUGUCGCUGCUCGGCAACGCGCUGGUGCUGCUGAGUGUCUUCACGGGGGGGCCCGGCCCCCUGCCCCCGGUCAAGUUCGUGGUCGGUGCCAUCGCCGGGGCCAACACCGUCACCGGCGUCUCCUGCGGCCUCCUGGCCUCCGUGGACGCCCUGACCUUCGGCCGGUUCGCCGAGUACGGGGCCCGCUGGGAGUCGGGGCCAGGCUGCCGGGCCACGGGCUUCCUGGCCGUGCUCGGGUCCGAGGCCUCGGCGCUGCUGCUGGCCCUGGCUGCCUUGCAGUGCAGCGCCUCCGCCUCCUGCGCCCGGGCCCGCGGGAAGGCACCCGCCCUGGGCGGCGUGCGGGCGGGGGCGCUGGGCUGCCUGGUGCUGGCGGGGCUGGCGGCCGCCCUGCCCCUGGCCUCGGUGGGGGACUACGGGGCCUCGCCGCUCUGCCUGCCCUACACGCCGCCCGAGGGCCGGCCGGCCGCCCCGGGCUUCGCCGUGGCCCUGGUGGUGCUGCACUCCCUCUGCUUCCUGGUGGCGGCCUGCGCCCACACCCGGCUCUACUGCGAGCUGCCGCGGGGCGCGCCAGGCACGGCCGGGGACGGCGCCCUGGCGCGGCACGUGGCCUGGCUCAUCCUGGCCGACGGGCUGCUCCACUGCCCCGUGGCCUUCCUCAGCGUGGCCUCCACGCUGGGCCUCCUGCCCGUGGCGCCCGAGGCCGUCAAGUCGGUCCUGCUGCUGGUGCUGCCGCUGCCCGCCUGCCUGAACCCCCUGCUCUACCUGCUCUCCAGCCCCCGCCUCCGCGAGGACCUGGGGCGGCUCUGGCCCCGGGGGGGCGCCGCGCGGCCCCUGGUCUCGGCCGCCGCCGGCCACCUGCAGAAGAGCGCCUGCGACUCCACGCAGGCCCUGGUGGCCUUUUCCGACGUGGACCUCGCCCUGGAAGCUUCUGAGGCCGCGCGCUCCCCCGGGCCGGAGACCUGCGGCUUCCCCACAGUGGCCCUGGCCUCCCAGGGGGCCACCGGGCUGGAAGGCGGCCGCUGUGUGGAGCCAGAGGGAACCCGCUUUGAGAACCAGCAGCCCUCCAUGGACAGGGAGCUGCUGCUGAGAGCAGAGGGGGCCGCACCGGGUGGCGGGUGCUCGUCAGUGGGCAGGGGCAGCCCGUGCUCGGGCUCCGCCUUUGCCUCCUACAUGUAAACGCCCCCCCCACCCCUGUGUCCCAUCAGCUUCUUCCCGCCCCCCAGGGACGGCGGCUGCUUGGACACUGGACCCAGCCCGCACGCAGCCCGUCGUGCCCAGGAGGAGGCCCCGUGACCCUCACCGGCGUGGGCUGUGUGGCCUGGCUUCCUCUGGGUCGUCCUCCGGGCGCCACCCGCUCACCUCUGCUUCAGGGAGGGGGCUCUCGGGGGGAGAAGCCCUUCAAGGGAUGGCCAGGGGCUGUGUGGGCCUCGCCCCCGCCGCUCGUGGGCCGCACGUACCACGUGCCCUGUGACCCGUUGCCCUGACGCCUGCCCUGCGGAGACGCGUGAGGGCCGGCAGCACACAGGCCCUAGGCCACGCAGGCUCUGAUGGUCCCUGCAGCAGGGGGCCCGCCGCCACCAUCUCCCCCAGCCGCCCGGCCGUCGGACACAGGGCGCGUGUGCCUGUUCGGUGUCCGUGGACGGCUGACCUCUCAGCACUGCUCUCUCCCGGGGCUGGGCCGCGUGCUCCCCGGGGACCCCACCAGGUGCCCCUGUCCCAGGAUCUGGACCUGGGUAAGGCGGGAGGCACCCGCUGGCAGAGUCUCCGCCUGCGAAGCGCAGGGAGGAGGCUGCCCUGUGGUUCUGGCCGCAGCCCCUGACGCAGGGGCAGGCAGCACCGGCCUCCCGCCGCCGCCCCAGCCCGGCGUCCGCAGAGGGAGGGUCCCGGGUUCCAGCAAGCGCACACAGCCCGCCAGGGGCUCUCUGGCUGCUCUUGGGCCCUGAGUUGCCACCCUGUGGCUCUCUCUUGUUCACCUCGUGCCAGAGCCGGGUCCUGUCUCCACAUCCUGGGCCCCGUCUUCUCUGAGGGGGCUGGCCCUCAGCCAGCACACUGGAGGGGCAUUUGUUGCACGUGUGUGUUGUAGGAAGCAUUACAGGAACUGGGGGCCCAAUAGGCCAGGACCCUUCUGCCUGACCCAUCACGCCUUCCUACCUUGCAGUUCGCCUGGUGCCUCUGAGCACCCCAGGGAGGCCCCUCCCACCAGGCACACACACUCGGGACGAGGCAGUCAGAGCAGGACCACUCUGCAGACACACGAAGACAAUCGGGAGGAGACCGGUCCCAGGGCACCCCGACAUCGGCCACAUCAGGACAGGGGUCUGGAAUCCGAGACUGAGGGAACACGGCCCACUUCCCGAGUCCCCGGUCCUCAGCCAGCCCCCCAGGCCCCUUCCCAGGGCUCCGCUGCCAAGACGACCCAGAGACGGCCCUUUGGCUUCACAGCCUAGCCGCUCCGUGGUCCCCCCACUGCUCCCGGGCCGGGCAGGCGCUGACCCGAGGCCACAGUCUGCACGGGCCACGCUGCAGCCAUGUGGCUGAACCGGGAGCAGCACGGGCCCUUCCCUCAGUCCCGCCGACCUGCUGAGGGGCCUGGACCCUCGCAGGCCCUGGAGUGGGUGUGCUGGCCUUGGGACCGGCCCUCUCCGUGUGCCUGCCCACUCCUGCGGUGGCGGGCCACUCGGGAAUGCCGGGCGCCCGUUCCCGGGGCGGACGGCAGCCUCGAAGGGGAGGGGUGUGCUCCGGUCUGGGCGCGGCGAACAGGUGGCUCCCGGGUGGCGAGAUGCUCUCCAAGGUGCCCCGGGCUGCAAAGUCGGUGGGACGUCGGCAGCCUCGACUUCUAGGAAGUCACCCGGACCCCGCCCUCGGGGCCAGGAAGCCGCGGGGAGUGGGGUGCAGGCCGCGUGCUGGAGGUCCUGGGGUUGUGGACUGUCCAGGCAGGUGGCCGCUCCCACGGAAGGGGCCGGUGCGCCUUGGCUGCCGCCUCUGGGGCGCCACCAGCAUCACGUCGCCCCGAGGACCCGAGCAGGUGCCCGGGCCUCGGCCCCUCUGGUCGGAAGACGCGGGCAGAGCAGGGGCAUCUUCCCAGAAGUUCUUUCUUUCGUCAGAGGGCCUCGUAGAUGCCCCGCAUUUGCGGGAGGUGCGGCGGCGACGGGGCGGGUGUCUGCCUCUGACUCUCCAGGAGCAGGGGGGCCGCCCCCGCGGCAUCUCCAUCGUGACCAGAAGACGAGGACGAUCCCGUGUGACUUCGCUGAGACGCUGAGCUGCACACUAAAUAAUCCAGCGCCUGUAAGGCCAUUUCGUUUGGUUCCCAGAAUCUCCCAAGGCGGCAUCCUGCAGGGGAAGGACCCGUCAAAGGCCGGGGCUCCGGGUGCUGAGACCCCUCCCAGGUCGGCUGGCGGAGAACUUCCUGAGGCGGAGAAACCGGGACUCUUGAGGCACCCAGACACACCGGGAGGGCACAGACCCUGAGCCCCGUGCUGAGGUUCGAGGGUGAACAGAGCCCCCGGCUGGGCCUUCCUCUCCCAACUCCAGCCUCCCAGCCCCCUUCCCAACUUUGCUUCUGGUGGGGGGGGGCAUGCAAGGUUCAAGGACUGGGGGCUGUGGACACCGAGGAGCCUGAGUGAGGGGCCGGAGCUCCUUCCUCUCUGGCUCCCCUGUAACUACCUCUGCUCUGGGGCAGCCAUGGCCCCUACCCCACCCCACCCCCGUCACUCCCGGGCCUCGGUCCCUCCCCGCCGCGGCUGUGUGAAGUGUAAG
This is a messenger RNA of Phyllostomus hastatus (greater spear-nosed bat), 5693 nucleotides long. It is a transcript of the gene LGR6, whose product is annotated as leucine rich repeat containing G protein-coupled receptor 6. Lineage: Eukaryota; Metazoa; Chordata; Mammalia; Chiroptera; Phyllostomidae. The transcript is spliced from 18 exons. The coding region runs from base 225 to 3113 and encodes 962 amino acids. Gene Ontology annotation, molecular function: protein binding; protein-hormone receptor activity. The record is from RefSeq and is a predicted model, not a curated record. Gene Ontology annotation, biological process: G protein-coupled receptor signaling pathway. Gene Ontology annotation, cellular component: membrane.